CUGCAGGGUCGGGGGUCGCGGGGCGGCUCCCACGUGGGUGUGCGGGCCCGGAUGGCGUCGGAGGGCACCCGCGGAGGCCCGCAGGGUGCGCGCGGGGUCCGAGCCGCCGGCUGCCCCAGGCCGUGCCCCUCGAGCCGGGCAUCCCGUUCGCCACAAAGCGCUCGUUGACUGAAGCGUUCGGUGGGCUCCCGCGUGUCCGCACUGUCCCGGGCCCCAGGCGGCCGCCGGGCUCAGGGCGGAAACGACGCCGACCCGGGGCGCUUGCGUUCUGAGGACAGAGAAUUAAUAAGGUGUGGGAGCCUGCAGGAAAAUAAGGCGGAGCAGGGCGCCGCGAGCGAGUCGCGUCGGUGCCGGCAGACGCCCCAGGUCGAGGGAUCCCGGGCGCAGCAGCAGCCGCUGCAGCAGGAGUACGAGCCGGAGAGCGGGGAAGGAGGCGCGCGGGGCAGCCACCUGCGCCCGCAAGGCCUGGACGAGGACGCGGACUCCUCUCCGAGCGAAAUGGGAAGGUGUCCCGCAGAGCCUGACCUGGACGUUCUACGAGUCAUUGUGCAUGCUGUGUUGGAAAGGGGCUGGAGGGACAAGGGCGGGGACCGUGAGUCAUGCAGACGGGAGGGUAGUGACGGCACAGAGAGUGAAAGGUAGUUACUGUCUUCGGGAUGUGUUUUGGAGGCAAGGCUGACAGGGUUAAUGGCUGUGUCAGAUGCAGGAGAUGUGGGGCACCACAGCCUUAAGCCCGAGCAGAAGUCAGGAUUUCCUGAUGGCCGUUCAUGGAGAGGGCAGAUGCCCCAGGAAGAUCGGAAGUGUGGCUUUGGACGCCUUGCGCCUGAGAUGAUGAUGGCAAAACGGAAGAGAAAAAUUACCGAAAUGACAGAGAAAAAGAACAAAAAACUGAAGAAGGCGUCAGCGAAGGAGAUGCCACCCGCGGCCACACCGGGCACCGGGGAAGCGCACGCCGAGGGAGGAGCCGCCUGGGGCGCCGGACAGGACACGGCCCUCGAGCUGCCCGAGCUGACCCCAGAGGAGAAGAGGGUCCUGGAGAGGAAGCUGAAAAAGGAGCGGAGGAAAGAGGAGAGGAAGCAGCUUCGGAAGGCUGCAGUCCCGAGGGUGCCGGCCAAGCCCUCCGGGGCCCAGCUGGCCCUGGACUACCUCCGUGGAGGAACCUGCGGGGAAGUAAAGUCACGGGUUCCGGCAGCCUCCCCCCGCCCCCGCCGCCCACAACGAUUUUCCUCCUCCGGAAGUGGGGUCCGUCCAGCGGCAUCAGCGGCCAGCACCAAGACGGUCUUCCCUGGGGAGACCCAGCUCGGACACACUCACCUCUGGGCCCAGAAGCACGAGAACUGGAAGUUCCAGAAGACGAGGCAGACCUGGCUGCUACUGCACAUGUAUGACAACGACCAGGUUCCCGACGAGCUCUUCUCCACCCUGCUGGCCUACCUGGAGGGGCUGAGGGGCCGGGCCCGAGAGCUGACGGUGCAGAAGGCCGAGGCCCUGAUGCAGAAGUCAGACGAGGCCAGGGGCGAGGACACCCUCCCGCUGGGGACGAUCCAGCGCGUCCGGCAGGUGCUACAGCUGCUGUCCUAGGGCUGCCGGCAGGCCGGGUCACUGCCGCAGCCCCAGGCGGUCCCGGGCCUCUCGGUGAGGGCGACCGCGUCCUCCCGGCAGUGGGGCCCCAGCGAGGGGCAAGCGGGGUCAGCAGCAGGGCAGCGGCCAGUGGGCCCGGGGACUUCCGGGGGCCGGGCCCCUGGCCCUCGGGAGGACUGACUCCACGAUGACAGGUUUUCAUGCCUUCACAACCGAACGGGAGCACUUGGGGGGUAACCUAGAGACACUGGCCUGGUCUCUCCGUGGCCUCAGAGCCCACAAGGAAGCCGAGGGAAAGGCCUGUUUUCUACUGGAAUGACUCAGAAAUCCACCAGAGCCAGCCCUUCCCGCCAGCAGUGGUCCGUCCCUGUUGGGGGCUGAGGGCGGUCCCUCCGGUGGCGCCCAGGGCUGCCUGGUCACCUGCCUGCGUUCACCGACCGUUUCCACUCCCGUUUGCAGUAAAACCAUCCUGUGUCGGCCGUG
Messenger RNA from Panthera uncia (snow leopard), 2064 nucleotides. RefSeq names its product chromosome E3 C7orf50 homolog (gene CHLSN). The transcript is spliced from 6 exons. The record is from RefSeq and is a predicted model, not a curated record. NCBI's taxonomy places the organism in Eukaryota, Metazoa, Chordata, Mammalia, Carnivora, Felidae. The coding region runs from base 688 to 1581 and encodes 297 amino acids.